GCGCCUUGCCUCAGCUCCAUCAUCUCUCCGCCACUCUCGCCCUGCUUGCACCGAACAAAGUCUAUUCUCAGCCAGCCUCGAGAUCAAGUCUUUGUGUCACUCCACGCGGGCAGCGGUCGAACGUUCUCUUUCGCAAAGUCAUAGUCAGUAAGACGACUUUGUCUUCGGAGUCAUUCUAUUUGGGCCUUCAAUCGAUGCUUCUCUAGGUCGUAGAACCAGACGCGCCGCCCCAGUACUGAUUUGCAAGCAGCAGUGCGCUUCGAGCGGCGCUCACCCUGCGUGACUGGCGCGGUUGCCUACAACUAGGCUCUGCCACGCUUUUCGAUCUCGAGGGCCUGAUCGAUCAGCCAUGAGCAACAGAGCUGUGUCUGCUACGUAUCGGCAGAUCAUCGAUGAUGUGAUCGCAAACGUGCGCCAAGACUUUGAGGACGUCGGCGUGGAGAAGGAAGUGUUGGAGGAGCUUCAGCGCAGCUGGGAAGCCAAAAUUCUCGCGACUGGAGUUGCUGAAUUCGAUGGUGCUCCGUCGUCAUCGGCGGGCAAAGGCGGGAGCAAGAAAGGCGGCAAGGCGGACAAGGACAAGGAAGUGAAGCCUAAUGUCAAGAACCCUCCAGCCUCUGGCCAUUCGUCUCAACACCCCGAUAUGAAGUCCGAGGACAAUGGUCAGGCUUCGAGUAGCGACUCGCGAAAGAUGCACAAGACCGAAGACGGCAAGGCCAAACGAGAUUUUGGCGACGGUCACGACGAUGGUUCCAUCAAUGGUAAUGGCAAGGAGAAAGCGGGGGAGAAGCGCAAGAGAGCUGCCCAGACUGACGAGAUCAACAGCGAUCUCGAUGACAGCGAUGACGAAGAAAAGGAUGUAGGCGAGAUCGAAGGUGAAGACAUGAUCCUGUGCCUGUACGACAAGGUUCAGCGUGUCAAGAACAAGUGGAAGUGCGUCCUCAAGGAUGGCAUCGCCAACAUAGAUGGUCGAGACUACGUCUUCUCCAAGCUCAACUCUGACUUUGAAUGGUAAUCACCUCGCAUUCAAGCCUGUCAGCCCUUCGCUUUCCGCGCACAUCCUUUGACAUGCUUCAUAAGGCCUUGGUCCAACAUCCGGAUUGAAGCGGCUGAGUUCCCUUCCAGCACAAGUGAAGGACGCGAUCUCCCUGAAUCAUGACAAGAAUCGUGUCGGCCUCCUCGCGGUUACGCAGCCGAUCAUCUCUCCUCGCGGCCAAAAGCUUAAGCCAAACAAAACAAAGACCACAAUUCGACCAAUCGCUUCACCUUAAGUCCAUGUGAAGACCGCACGCAAUAUCACAUUGCCAACAUCCUUACAGGCCCAUAUCAGAUCCCAUGUCGCAUACUGUACCACUAGCAUUUCAUCUAAGUCCCACGAAUUCGUCGCGCAGGCCUUGCUUCGCUCUACUUCUGCGAUUCCGUGAUGUCGAUGGGAUGAGUUGGCACACUCAGCGUGCGACGACGUCCCCCAUCCGGACCUUCACAAUUCAAAUCUGAUGCUGUUCUUCCUCUC
Ceraceosorus guamensis is the source of this 1510-nucleotide messenger RNA. Its product is annotated as TFIIA-domain-containing protein. The transcript is spliced from 4 exons. Gene Ontology annotation, cellular component: transcription factor TFIIA complex. The record is from RefSeq and is a predicted model, not a curated record. Gene Ontology annotation, biological process: transcription initiation at RNA polymerase II promoter; transcription by RNA polymerase II. NCBI's taxonomy places the organism in Eukaryota, Fungi, Basidiomycota, Exobasidiomycetes, Ceraceosorales, Ceraceosoraceae. Bases 350 to 1012 code for a protein of 220 amino acids.